AUGCUGCGGGCCGCGGAACAGAUCGCCAAAGUUAUCGGCGAAGACGCCGUGACCUACGACACCGACGUGCUCGAACACCACGGCCACUCCGACUGGUCAACCUCCAACUCGCCCGAACGCGCCGUCGCAGUUGUCUACCCCAAGUCCACCGAGGAUGUGUCGGCCAUCGCGCGCAUCUGCCACCAGCGCCGCGUGCCCAUGGUCCCCUUCGGCGCCGGCUCCAGCGUCGAGGGCAACUUCUCACAACCCCAUUCUGGCAUCUGCAUCGACUUCUCCUUCAUGGACAAGAUCAUCGCUUUCCACCCUGACGAUAUGGAUGUCGUCGUGCAGCCGGGAGUUAACUGGAUGGACCUGAACAAGCACAUCGCCGACAGCGGCCUGUUUGCACCGAUGGACCCCUCCCCUACCGCCACCGUCGGCGGCAUGGUCUCGACCAACUGCUCCGGCACCAACGCCUUCCGCUACGGCACCAUGAAAGAUUGGGUUCUCAACCUCACCGUCGUCCUCGCCGAUGGCACCGUCAUCAAGACCCGCCGCCGCCCACGCAAGACCUCAGCCGGGUACAACCUCACCGGCCUCUUCGUCGGCGCGGAGGGCACCCUCGGGAUGGUGACCGAAGCGACCCUGAAACUAGCGCCCAUCCCACAAGACACCAGCGUGGCGGUGGUAUCCUUCCCCACCAUCCACGCCGCCGCCGCGGCCGCCACCACGCUGAUCCGGUCCGGCAUCCCGCUCGCCGCCCUCGAAAUAAUGGACGAGCAACAAAUGGCCAUCCUCAACAAACACGGCAGCCCGACCGUCCGCAAACGGCACUGGGCGGAGCAACCCACGCUCUUCCUCAAAUUCUCGGGCACCACCGCCGCCGUGCAAUCCGACGCGGCGCGCACCGCCGCGCUGCUCGCCCAAACACCCGGCGGCGGGGGCCACACCAUCCACGUGGCCAGCUCGCGCCAGGAACAGGCGGACCUCUGGGCGGCGCGCAAGGAGUCGCUCUUCACCAUGACCAGCACGCGGCCGGCGGGGUACGAGAUGUGGUCGACGGACGUGGCUGUGCCGAUUUCGCGGCUGGCCGAGAUGAUUGCGUGGUCGCAGGCCGAGUGCGGGCAGCUGGGCAUUUUCGCGUCCGUGAUUGGGCAUGUGGGCGAUGGGAAUUUUCAUGUGGCCAUGAUCUACGACCCGCGCGAUGCGGUGCAGAAGGAGGCCGUGGCCGGGUGUGUGCAUCGCAUGAUGGGGAAGGCGCUGGAGAUGGAGGGCACGGUCAGUGGGGAGCAUGCGAUUGGCAUUGGGAAGAAGGAGUGUUUGCGCGAUGAGCUGGGGGAGGAGACGAUUGGGGUGAUGAGGGCGUUAAAGCACGCCGUGGAUCCGAAGGGGGUUAUGAAUCCGGGUAAGGUGUUUGACUAG
Messenger RNA from Chaetomium globosum CBS 148.51, 1401 nucleotides. RefSeq lists its product as uncharacterized. Gene Ontology annotation, molecular function: FAD binding; D-lactate dehydrogenase (cytochrome) activity; D-lactate dehydrogenase (NAD+) activity. The record is from RefSeq and is a predicted model, not a curated record. Gene Ontology annotation, biological process: lactate catabolic process. The transcript has a single exon. NCBI's taxonomy places the organism in Eukaryota, Fungi, Ascomycota, Sordariomycetes, Sordariales, Chaetomiaceae. Gene Ontology annotation, cellular component: mitochondrion. Bases 1 to 1401 code for a protein of 466 amino acids.